UCAUGCUGCUGCCAGGUCCCAGAGUGUGUCAUGGGUCCCUGUACGGCCUCCCAUUGCUGCUGUCUCCAUCGCCACACUCUGCCAUGUGCCACUUUCAGGUCUCCUCACACACUGCUGGGUUCCAUUUUGUCAUAGGGUGCUGGCAGAUUACGGCCUCCCAUUGCUGCUGCCAGGCCUUAAUCUGCCAUGGGCCCCUGUACCGCCUCCUCAUGCUGCUGCCAGGUCCACAGUGUCUCAUGGGUCCCUGAACCGCCUCCCAUUGCUGCUGUCUCCAUCGCCACACUCUGCCAUGUGCCACUUUCAGGUCUCCUCACACUGCUGGUGUGUUCCAUUUUUUGUC
Molecule: messenger RNA, 340 nt
Organism: Staurois parvus
Lineage: Eukaryota; Metazoa; Chordata; Amphibia; Anura; Ranidae
Source: the annotation of a GenBank genome assembly